Entamoeba invadens IP1 is the source of this 1362-nucleotide messenger RNA. RefSeq lists its product as hypothetical. The record is from RefSeq and is a predicted model, not a curated record. Gene Ontology annotation, biological process: ubiquitin-dependent protein catabolic process. The transcript has a single exon. Lineage: Eukaryota; Evosea; Mastigamoebida; Endamoebidae. Bases 1 to 1362 code for a protein of 453 amino acids.
AUGACGCACGUAUUUGUGUUAUAUGGAGACAAGACGAGCGGGAAUGCAUUGAACUAUGUAACAGCAAAUGAACAUCAAGCUCAUUCUAUGGGGUAUUUCUUCCCAGUUCUUCCAUUCCAAGAUCCUAAUACGUCCACAUUCAAACUCUCUCCACAAUUUACAUAUAGUUUAAUUACUUAUGAUAACAAAGAGGUCAAUGGCAUUGAAAAACAUUUUCCGGCUUGUACCAAAGAAACGUUAGAAAAUGUUAUUCAGUGGAUCGACAGUGAGGAGGUCUUAAAGAAAUCACAAACAUCAUUAGACGGAAUGGAAACAAAACGAAUGAACUUUUUUAAAGAAAUGAAUAAAAAUCAGCUGUUUGCACUCCUCAAGGCGUCAAUCACUUUAGACGUGGAAAGUCUGACUGAAAUGACAAGUAAAAUCAUAAGUAAUCAAUUGAAAAAUCUGGACACCGAAAAGAUGAGAAUUUAUUUGAACGUGACAAAUGAUUUCAACGAGGAAGAAUCUUUAAAAUUAGAUCAUCGAAUCGCGACGGGAAAGGAUGAUUAUGUCCCCGUUCAAAAGAAACAAACCAAACCUGUCAAUAAUCUUAAUAAUCUCAAUAAUCUCAAUAAUCUUGAAAAUCUCGAAAAUGUCGAAAAAAACGUGCGUCCCGCAAAAAAGUCGACAAAAAGCGGAAAAAUUGCGAAAAAGUCGAUUUCCGAGAAAGUCGAAAUUUCAGACAGCGCCGAAGAACAACCAAAAAGCGGAAAAGUCAGUAAAAAGGCCAUUUCGGAAGCCGUCGAGAGCGCGCCGAAAGUCGGGAAGACUGGAAAGGUGAGUAAAAAAGUUGUUAUUGAAAAAAGCGAAAAAGUCGACGAAUCCCCGAAAACGGGAAAAGUCGGAAAAGUCAGUAAAAAAGUGGCGACAGAAAAAAGCGAAACCCCGCGCGUGGGUAAAGUUGGAAAGGUAUCAAAAGCUGUUGUAAAAGAGGUUCAAGAAAGUGUGGAUAUAACAGAUAGUCCAGAAACAGUUGAAGAAGGUCAAAAUGAAAUGCCGAAAGUCGGGAAAGUCUGUAAGACAGUCGUUUUGGAAAAAAAUGAAGAAAAUGACGAAAAACCGAAAGUUGGAAAAGUCGGGAAAAAAGUCACAAAAAAAACAGAAGAAGGUGAGGAGAUAACAAAGCCAAAAAUCGGGAAAAUAGGGAAAGUUAAUAAAAAGGUUGUCGAGGAAAAGAGAGAGGAGAUUGACGAAGAGAAUGAGCAAGAAAAACCGAAGAUUGGAAAAGUCGGAAAGGUGGCGAAGAAAGUCGUGAAAGAGAAUGAAGAAGAACUCCCAAAAGUUGGGAAGGUUGGAAAAAUCGCGAAGAAAAAAACAAAUUAA